Pogonomyrmex barbatus (red harvester ant) is the source of this 2357-nucleotide messenger RNA. RefSeq names its product CCR4-NOT transcription complex subunit regena (gene Rga). The record is from RefSeq and is a predicted model, not a curated record. Gene Ontology annotation, cellular component: CCR4-NOT core complex. Gene Ontology annotation, biological process: regulation of DNA-templated transcription. Lineage: Eukaryota; Metazoa; Arthropoda; Insecta; Hymenoptera; Formicidae.
CGCGACAUCCUCGCGGUCCAAAACACGCUCGAUCGAAAUGAACGAUCGUCGAACGAUAUUACUGAAUGAAAUUCGGCCAAAUUUCAAAGCUAUAUCGAUCGACCUCGCGCGCACUUCGGAUCGCUCGCUUGAGCAUCGCCGUGCGAAUUAUUAAUAUGGCAGACGUUCGUGUCUCUAGUGUUGUUUAAGUUCGUGAAACUGCGAGUGACAAAACAGUGGGUCCUGUUACCGAAGGGCACUGUGAUGUGUAUGAAAUUCUGAUCGCCGCGCGUCCCAACGUCCACGUGCGAGUUCGCGGUUUAACGGGCGCACACGAAAGAGAGAAAGCGCGUGUGCCAGCAUCGGUCCGCCCGUUCGGAAUCGCGCGAGACUCCGAGUCGAGAGAGUCUACCAACAUCGCCAGCCAACCUCGACAGCGAGAGGCACAUCGACGACGUCUCCCCGCGCGCGCGCGCGCGUGAGAGAGAGAGAGAGAGAUAGAGAGAUAGAAAGAGCGAGCGCGAGCGACUGUGUGUUUUUCUUUUGUUUUUUUUAAACAUUCGUCCACUUUGUUUAUCAUCACGGACACGAUGGAAUUUGCCGCGUCGUGAUACGCAGCCGGUGGCGCUGGUCCCAGGUAUAUUAUCGUCUUUGUGCUACGUUUUAAUGUAACCAUCACCGAAACGCCACAGAAAAAAAGAGAUCACAAGUGAUCACAGAUUUUGUGUCAUGGAUCAUUGGCGAUCCUAUAAAAUUAGAAAGUUUUCAAGUGUUGUAUUAGAGAAAAAAAAGUGGAUGUGCUAAUCAAAUCUGUGAGAUACAAGUGUUUGGUGGUGUGCCUGCUUGCGGGCAAAAACAUUUUUUUAAUAGUAGUGCCACCAGGCUAUGGCCAAUUUGAACUUUGAACAACCACCACGCAGUAUUGCGAACGCAAGUCUCACUUCACGCGCAACUGGCGGUGGGGGUUUGAACACUGCGGCCCUCACGGGUCAUGUCACACCUACCUCGGGCAUGUUCUCAGGCUCGUCUGCAAGCACAUCGAGUACAGCCAACUCAGCGAUAGUUGCCACUAACGUUUAUCCCGGAGCAUCGGGCUCUGGUGGUGGACAAAAUAGCCAUCAACAACAGCAACUCUCUCCUAUGGGCAGUAGAGGACUGUUUGGGCAGAGAGCUUUUACUGAUAGACGUACGAUGCCUGCUCUUGGAGCUUCGAAUCCAAUGGGUAGUAUGGGCAGUUUUGGAAUACCUCCAAAUCGCAAUUACGGAUCUCAAGGUGCGGUUAACAAUUUCCACUCUGUUUUUGGGAGUGGAGGUGGUGGAGAUACGAGUACUCCACCUCUAUUAGAUCUCUCAGAGUUUCCCUCCCUAACAAACAGAGGUCAAGGUGAUUCUAUGCCGCAACCUAGUCCCAUGCCGGGGAAACAGCCUUAUGUUGGAAUGGUAAAGCAACCAACAUCCGAAUCGAGCGAGUUUACUAUGAGCUCGGAGGAUUUUCCGGCAUUACCUGGAACGCAAAAUCGAGAAGGCCCAUCACCCGGUGGCAGCAUGUCUGGUGAUAAGAAUAUACCUGUAGGACUCGGUCCCGAAAUCGGGCAAGAUGUGCUACAAGCCAAUAGAGCACCUGGAUCUGAAAAAUCUCAGUCUUCUAAAAGGGGCAUUCAAACAUCGCCCGAUGGCAAGGUAACGAACAUACCUGCAAGUAUGGUGAAGGAUCAAUUUGGUAUGGUUGGGCUUUUGACAUUUAUUAGAGCGGCGGAGACAGAUCCGAAUUUAGUGUCACUGGCGUUAGGCCAAGACCUUACUGCAUUAGGACUAAAUUUGAAUUCACCAGAAAAUCUUUAUCAGAAUUUCGGUGGGCCUUGGGCGGAAACUCCAUGUCGACCGCAAGAUAUAGAUUUUCACGUACCACCGGAGUAUCUUAUAAAUGCCUCGAUCAGGGAUAAGCUAGCGCCAGUUAAAUUAAAUCGAUAUAAAGAUGAUCUACUGUUUUAUAUGUUUUAUACAAAUGUUGGGGAUGUAUUGCAAUUAGCUGCUGCGGCGGAAUUGUACAGCAGAGAGUGGAGAUAUCAUAUGGAAGAAAAAGUUUGGAUAACGCAGGCACCAGGUUUGGGAGUUGUAGAAAAGACGUCGACAUAUGAACGUGGUACUUAUUAUUAUUUUGAUGCGCAAAACUGGAGAAAGGUAGCUAAGGAAUUCCAUUUGGAUUAUGCAAAACUAGAAAGUAGACCUCAUCUUCCUUCGAACUUUCACCAAACUCAGCCUUGACUACAGACUUGUCUGCAGACCAUUGUGCUGUCUUUAAGCUGGGAACGAAUCAGCUAUUGUAUAAAUGAACAAAUUUAAUAAUCUUUAAUAAAAAUAUAAAAUUUCAAGAGUAA